AUGGUCGUUGCAGGGCUGGAGACCCCGGACCAUGUCGACUACCUGGCGCGCAAGGCCAUAGGUCUCAGUAAAAGCAAAGACCAGACCUCGCGCAUUCUGAUCGGCGUGUCUGGCAUCCCAGGAUCAGGCAAGACAACCCUCGCUGCGGCGGUGGCUGACCGAGUCAACCAGCUGGCCAGCAGCAGCCAGGACCUUGCGGUGUGCAUAUCAAUGGAUGGCUACCAUCUGCCCAGAGCCCAGCUGGCCGCGAUGCCGGACCCUGCCAAUGCAAUCUACCGCAGAGGCGCCGAGUUUACGUUUGACGGAGAGGGAUUCUAUCGGCUCGUGCAGCGCCUGAGAGAGCCCCUGACCGCCGCUUCACCAACUGUCUUCGCACCGAGCUUUGAUCAUGCAAUCAAAGACCCGGUGCCAGACGAUGUUGCCAUCUCGCCAGGAUCUCGAGUGAUCAUUCUCGAGGGUCUUUAUCUGAGCUUGAACCGUGAGCCCUGGAGUUCUGCUGCUGCUCUUAUGGACGAGUCGUGGUUUGUUGGCGUUGACCGCGAGAUUGCUCGUGCUAGGCUGGUCAAGCGUCAUGUCACGUCGGGCAUUGUGCCUGAUACUGCAGCUGCUGAGCAUCGAAUCUUGGGCACGGACUUUUUGAACGCUGAUGACAUUAUUAACAAUCGCUUGCCUGUCCAGGAAAUGGUUCCAGGUGACUGGCGAGCUGUCUCAAGACUUGACUGA
Aspergillus versicolor CBS 583.65 is the source of this 723-nucleotide messenger RNA. RefSeq lists its product as uncharacterized. The coding region runs from base 1 to 723 and encodes 240 amino acids. NCBI's taxonomy places the organism in Eukaryota, Fungi, Ascomycota, Eurotiomycetes, Eurotiales, Aspergillaceae. The record is from RefSeq and is a predicted model, not a curated record. The transcript has 2 exons. Gene Ontology annotation, cellular component: cytoplasm. Gene Ontology annotation, molecular function: ATP binding; kinase activity.